AUGCCCCUGGGCAUUCUCGAGGCCAAGGACAUCGAGCAUGUUCCUGGCACGACACGAUACUUUGACGACCCGUCACAGCCCCAGACCGCUGAUGAGCAGCAUGGAAAUCUCAAGCGUGUUAGAGUAGGAGAAGAAACCAUCAUUCUUAUCCCUCAACCUUCCGAUGACCCAAACGAUCCGCUGAAUUGGUCACUUUUGCGACGCGACUUGAUAACCUUCCUCCUUUGCUUCGCUGGCAUUCUUGCUACCGCACUCGGUCCUAUCCUCGCCGCCAAUACCAUCACAAUCUCUCUCCUCUUCGCCAAAGACUUCACCAAAGUCGCGCUCUUGACAGGAUACUUUUUGCUGGGAUGUGGUGCUGGUGCCGUUUUCUUCGUUCCAUCCGGUCGCAUUUGGGGAAAGCGACACCUGUUCCUCAUCGGUAUACUUAUUAUUAUUGCCUCGAGCGCAUGGGCUGGGGCUGUCGGGACAAAUUAUGGCAGUUUCAUCGGUGCCAGAAUCGUGCAGGGCGUAGGAUGUGCGCCAUAUGAGAGUUUUCUCAAUGCGGCUGUUGGUGACCUCUACUUUGUUCACCAGCGAGGAGUACGCAUGGCUUUUACCAAUCUGGCUGUUUUUGGCGGUGCCUUCUUCACACCUAUCUUGGUGGGUAAGAUCACUCAUGAAAUGGGGUGGAAAUGGACAUUCUACUUCGUGGCAAUCUUUCUUGCCGCUACUUUGCCAGCGGUCUUCUUUUUGUGUCCCGAGACCGCGUAUCGACGGGAAGCAAGCCUGAAUACAGAUACCACUGGCGAACUUGGAAUAGAAUUGACGACAAAAGACAAACGUCAAACUCCGUCGCCGCAACGAGACUCUGGGGAAGCAAUGGCCCAAGAACUCGACCAACACGCGCCAGGCUUUACACUCUUUCCCAAGUCGAACGCUCUCCAGCCUAUUGGUAAUUCCACCACUCCUAAGAAGACCUUUCUCCAGUCAAUCUCAUUGUUCGACGGUCGGAAAACGGACGAGCGAUACUGGGUACUUCUGUUACGGCCAUUCCCUCUCCUGACUCACCCGGCGUUCAUCUGGGGCUGCCUUAUCCAGGGUACCAUGAUUGGAUGGACAGUAUUCAUUGGAGUUAUUGUGGCCGCUAUUUUCAUCGGUCCUCCUUACUACUGGGGUGAAGUCGAUGCUGGCUACACUUACACGGGUCCUUUCAUCGGCGCAGUGAUAGGGUUCAUGCUGGCAGGUCUUCUUGCCGACACGAGCGUGAAAUACUUGACCAAGCUCAACAAAGGCAUAUAUGAGCCCGAAUUCCGUAUUCUUCUUGUCAUACCAAUGAUGAUUAUUGGUGGCAUUGGUUUGUUCGGCUUUGCUCUGACAGCUCCCGGUGUGAUAGAAAAGAGAUAUCCGUACCAGGUACCUCUCAUCUUUUUCGGCUUUGAAGUCGCAGGGAUGGUCAUUGGUGCUGUAGCCAGUUCCUUGUAUAUUGUUGACGCAUAUCGCGAUUUGACUAUCGAAGGGUUCACAAUUAUGAUUAUAUUCAAAAACUUCUUCAGCUUCAUGCUCACGUUCUUCGCCUACAAUUGGAUCAACAACGGCGGUAUUGAACGGACAAUGAUAUCAAUUGCUUCGAUUCAAGUAGGCGUGUGCCUACUAAGCAUCCCCAUGUACGUAUAUGGCAAGCGGGUGCGAGCCUAUUACUAUCGCCACGAUUUACUUGCUAUGACUAGUCUCAGGUAA
Molecule: messenger RNA, 1719 nt
Organism: Fusarium pseudograminearum CS3096
Lineage: Eukaryota; Fungi; Ascomycota; Sordariomycetes; Hypocreales; Nectriaceae
Exons: 5
Coding region: 1-1719 (572 amino acids)
Biological process (GO): transmembrane transport
Molecular function (GO): transmembrane transporter activity
Source: RefSeq, a predicted model, not a curated record